Messenger RNA from Carassius carassius (crucian carp), 1400 nucleotides. RefSeq names its product group 3 secretory phospholipase A2-like. The coding region runs from base 1 to 1386 and encodes 461 amino acids. Gene Ontology annotation, biological process: arachidonate secretion; phospholipid metabolic process. The transcript has 4 exons. The record is from RefSeq and is a predicted model, not a curated record. Lineage: Eukaryota; Metazoa; Chordata; Actinopteri; Cypriniformes; Cyprinidae. Gene Ontology annotation, molecular function: A2-type glycerophospholipase activity.
AUGCCACUGCAUCUCCAAGAUACACGGAUCGGAAGUCUUCUUGCUGUUAGUCUUUUAGUAGUGGUAUGCUGUUGCAAUGCGGUCACAGUUCAGAAACCUGCACCAUUUUGCAUCCUCAUCAGUUCAGAACAGGGGAGUUCUCAGGUGAGCUUUCUCAUCCACUCAUCGGACACUUCAGCAUCUCCUCUCUUUUACUGGAGCAAGUGGACUUCAGAGAAACGUCUCGAAGGUUGUUUCAGGAGUAGCGACGGGACACUGGUUACGCGUUAUCGGUCACUCUGCCGUCAAGAGCGCGCGCGGGACGAUGAGAAACCAAUGCACUUCAACUUAAGCGCGAUGCUGGAGGAUGCCAAUCUGUGUGAUAUGAACAUGCAUAUCAAUUUCACUUUGCACAAAGAACGCAUAAAUCCAGGCCAGCAGAUGGAUUCAAGAGCAAAAAGUCGCCAUAAACGCGCGUGGGUUUUGCCAGGAACACUUUGGUGUGGACGCGGCACGAGCGCCAAUGACUAUGAACAGCUGGGUAUGUUUGUGCAUGCAGACAGAUGCUGUCGAGAACACGAUCACUGUGAGCACAUCAUCCGCUCGUUCUCUGUCAACUUCAGUGUGUUUAACCCAACUCUGUUCACACUCUCGCACUGUGACUGUGACCACAGAUUUAAGCAAUGCCUUCUGAAUGGAAAUGACACCAUCUCCAACAUGGUGGGCUACAGUUUCUUCAACGUCCUGAAGCUCCGCUGCUUUGAGCUGAUCCACAGGAGGCAAUGCACACAGUACAACUGGUUGGGAUUGUGCACAAUGGUUGAGAUUGCUCCUGUGGCAGUAUUGAAAGAUUCAACACCGUAUAAUUCUACCAGUCUGUCUAAUGAGAACAGCGCCACCAUUGACCUUUCAUGCAAUGAAGUGCCAAUCAAACGGUCACACAGCGGCAAACAAAGAAUCUCUAAAUCGAAACAAAUUAAACUGACAAUGGGCCAAAAUACCUGUGCUUCUGUGGACUAUGCAAAAGGGGAAACAUUUCAGUUAAGUCAAAAGUUGGUGAGCCAAACUGUAAAAAGGAAGAAAGUGCAAACAAAUGGACAUCAAAAAGGAAGAAAGGAGUCACUUGUUUACCAAAAGAAGGCAUCCAAAGAGAAGAAAAUGAUUACUCAGAAGUUCAAAAUGGAAACUGUUCUCCAAAGCUCCAACAGGACUCCAAAAGCAAGUGUCACUCACUCCCCCUCAACCUCAUCUAAAAAGAAACUACUCUCAAUGAAAAAGACUAUGGCCACUUGGCCCAAACAAAUGUCCGAAACUAAGUCAGGAGCAAGGACACUUCAAAAUAGGAGAAAAAGAGGUAAAAAGAAAAAGACCCAGAAGGAAAAACAAAUGAAACCCCCAAAACAAUGAGUGAAGAGACAAUU